This is a messenger RNA of Orycteropus afer afer, 1752 nucleotides long. RefSeq names its product gamma-glutamyltransferase 5 (gene GGT5). The transcript has 12 exons. Gene Ontology annotation, cellular component: plasma membrane. Bases 1 to 1752 code for a protein of 583 amino acids. The record is from RefSeq and is a predicted model, not a curated record. NCBI's taxonomy places the organism in Eukaryota, Metazoa, Chordata, Mammalia, Tubulidentata, Orycteropodidae. Gene Ontology annotation, molecular function: leukotriene-C(4) hydrolase activity; glutathione gamma-glutamate hydrolase. Gene Ontology annotation, biological process: glutathione catabolic process; leukotriene D4 biosynthetic process; inflammatory response.
AUGACACGGGGCCGCCGGGCCACCGUCAGCCUGGUGCUGCUGGGGCUGGCACUGGCCCUGGCCAUCAUUGUGCCAGCGGUGGUCCUGUCCCGCCACCACGCCCCCUGCGGCUCCCACGGCUUUGCCCACGCAGCCGUAGCCGCAGACUCCAGAGUCUGCUCGGACAUCGGACGCUCUGUCCUACAGCGGCGUGGGUCGCCGGUGGAUGCUGCCAUCGCAGCCCUGGUCUGCACAAGCGUCGUCAACCCUCAGAGCAUGGGCCUGGGCGGAGGGGUCAUCUUCACCAUCUACAAUGCAAGCACAGGGAAGGUGGAGAUCAUCAACGCCAGGGAGACAGUGCCUGCCAGCCCCGCCCCAGACCUUUUGGACCAGUGUGAGCGGGCCCAGCCACUGGGCACAGGGGCCCAGUGGAUCGGGGUUCCUGGGGAGCUGUGGGGCUACGCCGAGGCCCACCGUCGCCAUGGCCGCCUGCCCUGGGCCCAGCUGUUCCAGCCUACCAUUGCAUUGUUGCGUGGGGGCCACCGUGUGCCCCCUAUCUUAGGCCUCUUCCUGCAAAGCAGCCUCCUGCAGCCUGCCCUGAACGCGUCAUCCCUGAGGCAGCUGUUCUUCAAUGGGACGGAGCCCCUGAAGCCUCAGGACCCACUGCCGUGGCCUGCACUGGCCACAACCCUGGAGACUGUGGCCACAGAGGGUGUGGAGGCCUUCUAUACCGGGGCUCUGGCCAAGGUGCUGGUGGAAGACAUCGCCAAGGAAGGGGGCCGGCUGACCCUGCAGGACCUGGCCGCCUUCCGCCCCGACGUGGUAGACAGCCUGGAGCUGCCCCUGGACGACUACACCUUGUAUUCACCGCCGCCGCCAGGAGGGGGCGCAGUGCUCAGCUUCAUCCUCAACGUGCUGAGAGGGUUCAACUUCUCUGCGGAGACUGUGGCCACAGCUGAGGGACGUGUGGACAUGUACCACCGCCUGGUGGAGACACUCAAGUUUGCCGAGGGACAGAAGUGGCGCCUGAGGGACCCUCACAGCCACCUAGAGACCCAGAAUGCCUCCCAGGAGCUGCUGGGGAAAGCCUUGGCCCAACAUAUCCGUCAGCAGAUUGAUGCCCGGGGUGACCACCCGCUCAGCCACUACCACCUGCCUGGGCACUCGGGCCAGUGGACGGGCACAGCCCACGUGUCGGUGCUGGGGGAGGAUGGCAGCGCUGUGGCCGCCACCAGCACCAUCAACAUGCCCUUUGGCUCCAUGGUGUACUCCCCGCGGACGGGCAUUCUGCUCAACAAUGAACUCCUGGACUUAUGUCAGAGACGCCCGCCGGGCUCUGGCAUCACCCCCCCACCUGGUGAGAGGGUCCCCAAGGCUCCUGAUUCGUGUCUGUCCCCAGUUCCAGGUGAGCGACCCCCAUCAUCCAUGGUACCUUCCAUCUUGGUCAACACGGCCCAGAGGUCGAAGCUGGUGAUUGGCGGGGCUGGGGGUGUGCUUAUCAUCCCUGCCGUGGCUCAGGCCAUCCUGAACAAGCUAUGGCUUGGCUUUGACCUGGAAGCCGCCAUCUCAGCUCCCAUCCUGCAUGUGAACGGCAUGGGCCGCGUGGCGUAUGAGCCCACAUUUGACAAGGAUGUGCAGACAGGGCUCCGAGACAGAGGCCAGAACAAGACCAGCAUAUUCUUCCUGAACGUGGUCCAGGCUGUGUCCCAGGAGGGGGACUGUGUGUUCGCUGUGUCGGAUCCGAGGAAGGAUGGGGAGGCCGCAGGCUACUGA